Molecule: messenger RNA, 1686 nt
Organism: Orbicella faveolata
Lineage: Eukaryota; Metazoa; Cnidaria; Anthozoa; Scleractinia; Merulinidae
Cellular component (GO): mitochondrion
Molecular function (GO): GTP binding; GTPase activity; magnesium ion binding
Source: RefSeq, a predicted model, not a curated record
CAAGCCUUCAUGCCAGUUUGUGGUCCAAUGACUUUGAGGUGGUUCAGGGAAGUUUCACGCUGCUUUAGUUCUAAAUCAAACAAGCAUAGACAGUUUAUUGACUGGAAGAAAGUAAUUUUGAAAGCUGGAGAUGGUGGAAAUGGGUGUGUUCACUACAGGAGGCUAAAAUACCAACCCAGAGCUGGCCCUGAUGGUGGUGAUGGGGGUUGUGGAGGAAGCAUUGUUUUGAUUGCAGAUAAUUCUGUAAAGGAGUUUGCCCAUCUUCCUAAACAUAUCAAGGCUGAGAAUGGUGGAGAUGGUAGGGGAGAUGACUGCAAGGGAAAGAAUGGCUCUGAUCGCACAUUUCAGGUACCCCUUGGAACAGUUGUGAAGGAAGGAGGACAUGUGAUUGCUGACAUUACAGCAGAAGGUCAAACCUUCAUAGCUGCUAAGGGAGGUCUGGGUGGAAUUGGAAAUGCAUAUUUCAAGACAGCAGUGGAUCAAACACCAGACAUUUCAACUGAUGGGGCCUCUGGAGAGGAGAAAGUUGUAGAGUUGGAACUCAAGACUAUUGCUGAUAUUGGAUUGGUUGGUUUCCCCAAUGCUGGUAAGUCUACACUUCUGAGAGCAAUUUCCAGAGCAGUGCCAGCGGUAGCUGCUUAUCCUUUCACCACAAUCAAUCCCCAUGUUGGCAUUGUGGAGUUUGAAGAUUAUUUACAAAUUGCAGUGGCAGACAUUCCUGGAUUAAUAACUGGAGCUCAUCUAAACAAGGGACUAGGGCAUGCUUUUCUGCGGCACAUUGAACGAUGCCGCUGUCUGUUCUAUGUUUUGGACAUUUCUCACAUGGAUUCAUUAACCACCUUUGCGUCCUUGCGACAAGAAUUGGAGCUAUACAAGGAACAGCUGUCGCAGCGACCUGCAGCAAUUGUGGCCAACAAGAUAGACAUUGCUGAAUCAGAGGUUGAAAUUCAACGCUUAAAGAACACAUUCUCUCUGCCCGUCAUACCCGUGUCAGCAAAGUAUGGAAGCGGUAUACCAGAACUAAAGAAGAAACUACGAAAGAUGUUUACUGACGCUGUUGUCAUUUCCUGACAUUCUACUGUGAUGAGUUCCAGCACCUCAAUUCAUACACGUGACUGACCAACCUGUUGUUGAUAAGUAGCCUGCAUCAGUACAGUCAGGCAUCUAUGGCCAAUUACCCCUGUUACCUUGCCUGCUGCCUCGGGCAGCAUUUUCAAGUCCGAGGUCACAGUUUUUCACUAUAUCAUUUUGGGCCGACCCUUAGCUGGUAAAUAACUUCCUCCCUCUCAAAUCACUUAAAUAAUUGUUGGCCUUUUCCAGUCACACAAAUCACACACGGGUUUCCCUGGCCAUGGUCAGAGAAGGAAAUUUCUGGAUCAUGCUAAGUACCAAUCAGAUUGCAGGAUUCGUUACCGUGCCCUCUUAGAAAAAAUAAAGAUACGUAUAGUUAAUAAAAAGUGAAAAAUUUAUUGACCCAUGUUGUCAGUUGUAUCAGAAAUAUAUAACUUAUACAUAUUAUACAUGUACAUCAAGUAAAACAUUUAAACAUGCAUAAAAGUAAUUAUACCAAAUGAAUAUCAUUGACAUAUAUAUUACAUCUUUCAGUAUUAAAAAUAGCAUCACUUUACAAUAAAUACUUUGGGACCAUCGACCCUUAGUAGCAUGUACAUGCAUCAUGUAAAAAAA